Molecule: messenger RNA, 867 nt
Organism: Fonsecaea multimorphosa CBS 102226
Lineage: Eukaryota; Fungi; Ascomycota; Eurotiomycetes; Chaetothyriales; Herpotrichiellaceae
Exons: 2
Coding region: 1-867 (288 amino acids)
Molecular function (GO): oxidoreductase activity
Source: RefSeq, a predicted model, not a curated record
AUGGCGCCCAACAGCUUCUCACUAUCCACUCGCCUCACUCUACCCAAUGGCCUCUCUAUUCCUCAGAUACACUUGGGCGUGUACUUGAUGUCAAACCGAGAGGCUUCGCAGGCGGUCAAAUGGGCCCUCGAAGCAGGCUAUCGCGGCGUUGACAGUGCUCAGAUGUACCGAAAUGAACGGGCCUGUGGUCAGGCCAUCUUAUCCUUCAUCGGUGACAAGUCCAGCAACACCACAGGCCUGAACCGAGAGGACAUCUUCUUCACCUCUAAGCUGGCGACAAACACUAACUAUGACGCUGCUCGUCGCUCCAUCAGACAAUCAGUGGAAGCAAGUGGCCUAGGUUAUAUUGAUUUGUUCCUUCUUCACAGUCCGUAUGGCGGGAAAAACGCUCGUCUUUCUAGCUGGAGAGCGGUCGAAGAUGCCAUCCAAGACGGCGAGAUCAAGCUAGGAGGUGUCAGCAAUUUUGGGACCAAGCAUCUGGACGAGCUCGUUGCUGCGAAGCCGCGCAUCAUGCCCUGUGUCAAUCAGAUCGAAGUCCACCCCUUCAAUACACGGUCAGACAUUGUCGAAACGUGUCGCAAGUAUGACAUUCUGGUCGAAGCCUACGCGCCUCUUGCCAGAGCUCUCCGCAUGGAGCAUCCGACAAUUGUAUCACUGUCCAAGAAAUACGGAUGCACUCCUGCGCAACUAAUGGUUAGGUGGAGUCUCCAACACGGGUAUAUUCCAUUGCCUAAAAGUGUAUCGCAACAACGAAUCAAGGAAAAUGGCAAUGUUAGUCAUUUUGAGAUAUCCAGCGACGACAUGCAGAGGAUGGACGGUCUAGAUGAAUACUUGGUGACUGACUGGGAUCCGGUCGACGCAGACUAA